GGUCAAGACCAGACCGGGUCAAGACCGGACCGGAUUAAGAUCGGACUGUAUACAAUCCAAUUUUUGGUUCUUUUAUUCCCGAAAAGACCGGACUGGGACCGGAUCAAUUCAGACCAAUUUAACCAGACGGACAGUAUAGUCAUCCCUACUUGCUCAGUAGAAUGGACAACAACAGUCAGACGUGUACCAACGUAAGUUGUCUCUUGGUUGUGUUUACUCUAAGUCUCUUCGAUCUAUUAAAAGAGUAUUACGGCGAACAAAUAUUUGAUCGAGUAAUACUACUACCAUCGGUAUAUUUAACAUGAAAGUACUAUAUUCGAAUACUUUAAAUAACAUCUAACCAUAGAAUAUAUAUAGGGGUGAUGUAUUCCGAAAUCUAAUAGAAUAAUGAAUUUUUAAAUAUAAUCCUAACUGACGCAUUUCGUAGUUCGAUUGCUUAGUAAGUAAUUAAAUGACAAAGGUGCCACAAUUUUUAAAUUUUUUUUGUGAGAACAAUUUAUAAUUUCAAACAACAGUUUACUAUCUGAAUUUAUAACCUAAGACAAAUUUUAACCUUUUUUUUAACUUUAUGUAUCCUUAUAGCUAUGUCUGGUAGGGGGUGUGAAACGCUUCUGUUCGGUCCGGACCAGACCAAAAUCAUGAGAACCGUGAUCCAUUAGUGAAAGACAUCUUAGGAUCAAAGACCGGAUGAGCAUUGUGUUCGGUCCAUUUGGUUCGAUUCGUUUUGGUCUAAAUAUCAGUUCGGUCUAUCAUUUCUUCGGUAUUUGUAAAAUUCAUAUGGACCAAAGACCGAACCACAUUAUAUUCAAUCCGGUGAGGUUCGGUCCAAACUUCGAUUUGGUUCGCCCAGACAUUAGGGGUGUGCAAUGGUCCUCAAAUUUCUGGUAGAGCUUCUGUUCCAGCUAGCUAUUCUGUACUUGGAAACAAAGGCACCCAACUACCCCGAUUUCAAGGUGUUCUUUCCCUUUACUGCAUGAAUCGGCAACAAUGGCUGCCUGCCUACUUGCUCCUUAGCCUAUGUACCCUAAUAAACCCUCUUUCUUUCAUUGGGCAACGUCUCGCGCGCGUCCUUGUUCCUUUUCACUUCUUUUUCCCACAGCAAAUCUUCUCCUUCUUCAAUUCUUUCUAUAUACUUAUCAUGAUAAUGUUCUUUAAUCCAGCAAGAUUAUCAUGAAUCUUUCCUUAAUUAACUUUGUGUGUUCAGUCACACAAAGCAAAGCAUCUACGUUGAGAUUAUUAGGCUUAUAGCUCCUCCGCUCCGCCCCGCCGUCCACGCCGCCACCUUUUUCCAGGGACGGUGGCUCCGCCACCAACGAUCGGCCGCGUCCGUCCAUUACCAUUAUUAGCGAGCAAUUAAACCCAUCAUUAAUUUCCGGGGUUAAGGGGUUUAAAUUACUUUUGGACCGUCUCUCUUGGUUUGAAAAUUCUUGACCGGCCAUUACUUAAUUAACCCGCCAAACGGCUAGCUACCACUCGUGAUGAUUGUUGGGGGUAUACAUAGGACAUUGAUUAGUGAUAGGAUUUUUUUUAAUAUUAACGUAAAAUGAUUAGGCUUAAUGAGCCUGACGGCGGGAAAUUGUAAUCAAUUGUAAUUGAUAUUAACGCAAAUAUAUGCUUUGGCAUUCCAAAUGGACAACGAGGAAAGAAAGCAAAACAAUCCGUAACUUUUAUGAUACACUAAUCAAAGGAGGAAGAAGGACAUCAUUGCCAAAUGGUCCCUCGAAAAUGAGAUGAUUAAGGGUGUUGUGUUGUGUCUUCUUUUAAAGUGGUGAUUAUAUGUUGUCCUUUGGCUAUAAUUAAGUUCAAUGCAAAGCAAAUGUUAACACUAAAACAUGAUUUAGAGGUGUCCCAUGACUAGGUGUCCGCUAAUUUGCUUUAUUCUCCUUUCUUGUUAACUAAGGGGAACAUGUAUAAUCAAUGACGGGAAAGGGAUAGAACCCAUAGUUUAAAGGUGGAUUUUUGUAUUGGUCGAUGCAUUUCUUAUAAGGCCUUGGUAUAACAUAUAUGCAUUGGAUCUCAGCUUUUGUGUAAAAACUUACACGAUGUCACUUGUAAACAUUUAACGAUAAAUUUGUACUUAUAUAGAUGAAUUUGUAUGGUUAAAUGUACAAAUCUAAUAUUUCAAUACUUACAGAUAAAAAAAAAUGGUUUAUGUGACUACGAAAUUUAUAAUAAUGGGGCAAAUUAAGAGAUGUUAAAAAAGAGGUUUCGUUUACCGUUUUCAAAUGAUAAUUACGAAAUGGAUAAAUAUAACCGUGUUCUACAUGCAUUCACAAGUGCUAUUCUCAUUAAUGUAUUCAUCAUCAGGAGAAUUCAAAAUCCAACUAAGUAUUGAAUAUGGUAUCAUAUAUGUAAAGUCAUACAUCCAAAUCACCCGUGACUUAGAGACCGAUGUUAUGAACGAAUAGUUGCCAACAUUAGGUCUUCUUAUCUUCCUUUUGGAACACAUUUUUCAUUCACCUUGUAAUACUCUUUUUUUCUCGUAUUUGUUGUAUGUUUAAUUGUUGAUGAAAUUGAAAUUUGUAAAUUUAUUAAUGAAUAAAAUUGAGAAGCUCUUUAAAUUCUCUAAUAAGAAAAAAAAACUAAACCCUGCCCGAUUUCAACCCGCGCGUCUUAGUCUUUCCCAGAGAUGAGCUAUGGUGGAAUAUCAGUUGGAGUACUUUUAGGAAGUAAACGGCAGACAUAUAGGAUGUGGAAGCUACCCUGGAAGGGGAAAAAAGCAUUGAGCAAAUUAAAGAUAAGAGAAACAUGAAGACUAUAAAUGAUGAUUAUUGCUUAGUGGACUUCCAUAGUGAUCAAAUCAAGGUCAUAUAAUCAGAAAAUUCAGCAGAGAAUCAAUUACAUUCAUGGCCAAACAAUGGUAGGCAGAGGAGAAUAUGCUAUUCAUCAAGGGUGGCCUCGACAGAUUAUAUAUGAGGCUAUAAUACUCUUUUACAUGCUAUUUCAAACGAAAGCCAACUUACGGGUUUAAAAGUUUGCACAUGUCCACCAUAUGUUGUGCUUAAAUCAACUGUUAAUUAAUACUAAACGUCAUGAAUAUUUGAACAGACAAUGAGAAAAAGGACUUCUCGUAGUUCGAGUCGUUGAUACCCCGCGGGAAAGGGAAGUUCUGCCCUAUGGUGAUUCCGACAGAAAAGAAAUUAGAUGAUAUGAUUAUCGCCGAUUUUAUGACCGGAAAGUUCUUAUGUUCGAAUCCCAAUGACUCUCAUUUGUUAAGCACAUGGUAUUUCGAACAUGUGCAAGUUUCAAUCUCGUAUAAUUUGUCUUUCGUGUGAUACAAGAUUCACGAUUGAGUCGCUUCUUCCCCAACUAACCGAGUUACUAAACCGAUUGGUUAAUCCAUGACACAAAUGUGGGGCCUCCACUCCAGGGAAUCAUUUCAACCAUUAAGGUGGCAAAAGUGACCAUUGAAUAACAUAAAAGGAAACACAAAUGCGAUAUUAGGAACCAAAAAAUGUGGACAAUUUGUACAAAAACGAAGGGCCAAAGAGAGCUCGAGGGCCCAUCUAUAUCUUAUUCCCAAUUGGUUUUGUCCAUCGUCUAAUCUAAAGUUGGGGAAAAAAGCACUCAAAUAUAGCUUCAACUUGGCCCUUCAAAGUGUAUGUAUGGGGUUUAUCGUCCCAGGUCUUGGAACCACUUUGUCGACUCACUCACAUCAAAGACAAAAUAAACGGCAUCUAUCUAUGCUUCUAUAUAUAUAAGAGUCGUUAUGCCAAUUGCCAGGUUCUUGGGAUUCAAUCCUCACAUGAUUGAGAAUUUGAGGAUACCAUAAAUCUUUUGCUCUAUUUUCUUUUCGUCCCCUCGUUGUUGUGUAAGAUUGAAAAAACAAGUUGGGUUAUUGCCUUUUGAUUGUACAGAAUGGGAAUCUCUCCUUAAAAUGAUGGAAUUCAUCAUUGUGAUGCGCCGAUUAGGAAUGACAAUGUGGUAGGUCCGGGGCGGGUAUCUCGAUACCCAUACCCGUUUCGUGGCAGGUCGGGUAAUUUUUCAUGGGGUGCGGGUCGGGGCAGGCCGACCCAAUGAGUAUGUAAUUUAUAUGAAAAACAUAAGAAAUAUUCGUUAUUUUCCUUAAAAUACCAAGAAACAAACCAUAAUAUGAUAAAGUGUAGUUAAAUUAUUGGAGAAAUUGAGUUUUCCACUUGCUUACAACUUUAUUAUAUCUAAAAUAUGAGGUAAUAAAAGGAAAAUCCUAAGUAAUUUGACUAAAAUUACAUGUAAUUUAGGCAAGAACGGGUCAGGGCAGGUCGGGUCGAUAAGAGGUACCCAUGUCUGCCCCGUCCCAAAACAGGUCGAACAGAUCGGGUAAAACGAAUCAAGUCGAAAUUGACAUCCCUAGCGCUGAUGUUUAAGAAUAAGAUUAUAAGACAUGUAUCUCAUGCUUAAUUAUAGGUAUGUUGCAAACUAACCGCCUAACUUGUUUUGGUUGCAAUUAAAGCAUAUAAUUCGAAUUUCAGUUGCAACUAAACCAUAUUAAUCUAAUUUCGGUUUCACCAUCACAAUUUCCGUCCACAAACUUAACGACGGAUAACAAACAAAAAAUUAUUAUACUAUCAUUUUGAAGAAAUUAAAACCUAUAUAAUCAUUUCGUACAAAUGCCAUCCUUUUUUUUGUUAUGUCAAUUUUUUAACAAUAAACAAUUAAGUAAAUGUAUCAUCAAAUAAACAAGCCAAGAAUGAUUAUUCGGGAUAUUAUUAUAAUCAUUGUAAAUGUAUUCAACUGACAUUUCGACCAACAACAGGUUGAACACAAAACUAGUUAUUUACUAUAUACCACUCUCAAUCCAUCACUUGUGUCAUGCCACAAAAGCUAACAUUCUUCCCCGGUUUGCACAUUCCAAACUUGUGGCAUGAUCCCAUCUACCUUAUAAUUAAGAUAGUGAAGUAGCUCUUUCUCUCAUUCACCAAAUUCAUUGUUUAUUAAUUUCGUUAUUAUCUGGCGAACAACAUGCGCAAUUAAUGACCAUACCGUGGCGACCAUCAUGAAAGCUAGAUAGUAUUAAUGGAAAGUAUAGUGAUGUGUGUUACGGAAAAGAGUGGCUGAAAUUCAUGACAGGAAAUGUAGUAGUGGACCAUUUGGCAUCAAGGCCUCUUCCCUUGGAAUUGUAAGUACUACCGUUCCCAUCCAAGUCAAACCGUACCAGAGAUAAUAUCGAAAAAUUUAGUAAUAUGGUAUUUUGUGUUUAAAUUGUGAUUUUAACCGUGACACAACUUUUUUAUAUCGAUAAAAACACGUACCAAUUUUAGUUUCAAUAGAUAACUUUUUUCGAUUGGAUCCAUCGAUCGAUAUAUAUCUACUAUUAAUCUGACAAAGACCCAGCAGAUUCGCAGCUUCAAUUUGGAUGAUAGGUGCCUAAAUGAUGACUUCUGGAAGUUGAUGAACUUUGGAAGGUGAUUAUUUAUAUGAAAUAAUAGAUUUUGGAACACAUUGAAUUUUAGGGAGUUGUUUGAUUAGUACAUAUAGUUUGUAAUGUGUAGAUUAUAUUGUGUCAGUUCAUUAUGUGCUGGUAGGCAGUCUGUUUAAUAAGUAACAAAUUUGUGAAAUUUUGAAAGGAGUAAAGUUAAUUUGGAAAUGGAUAAUUGUUUGUGUAACUCUUAUAUUGCAAUAAUAGUUUUUAGGUUAAUGGUAAAUAGUUGAUUUCAGAAUCGGAUGGUGGUUUGCUUGUUGAGUUUAGUACUAGUGCAUUCACAAAUACUUAUUUAGUAAGAUACAUUGAAAUAGACUUAUAUAAUAGUGUAGACAACGAAUGUUUUUGCGUUUCUUUCACUAUAUGAAAUUCUUUCGUAGUUGUUUCUGAAAAGUAUUAUUGUAUAAUCGGUUAUUUUUAAUUUAUGAAUGAAUUAUUCUAAUAUAAUUACUUUUAAUUAUUUUGUAUUAAAUAAUUUUUUUAUUCAAUAUUUAUAUAUUUAAAUUAUGAAAAAAAAAAUAGGGGUGGUUUGAAAUGCUGCCUCCGCCACUAAUCUCAAUAAUAAUAUAUAGCAAGGAGGGAGAGGAUCUUGCUUUGUCUUUAUGUGUAGCUGCUUUUUGUCUCGUCGUCUUGAUUUCUUUUGAUGCUUCUCUUUAGUAACAGAAAAUUUCCGGUACUACCCUCCUCUGCUGAGACUGGUUGUUAACACAAAAAGGAUAAUCGAGAAUUCGAAAAAUGGUAAUCAGAUUUUGCAUGGAAGGAUUUACGAGGCAGUCAAAAAAGAAGGCAACGAAAAGGAUGGUUGCGCCAUCGGCCCAGCAGCAACCCAGCCGGGCCCUUCUUGCUGUUUUACCAAACCGCAUGUACUUUUCUUUAAUCCGAUUUAAUUAAAAAAAUAAUUCGUCUUCAAUGAUUGUGAAUAAGGUAUGGGAGAUUCAUAUUUGUCUUAAUUCAGCUUACGCGCACAACACAUAAAUCACAAUGAUAGGUUUCUCAAACAAAAGCGUAUCUCAAAUUUAAUCGUACAGAUGUUAUCAUCCUUACAUUCUUUGCUCCGUUAUGUAGAUUAUGAAAAGCCUCAUACCGUUCUUUUCCCUCCUCUCCAACCUUCCCUGACCGGCCCCAUUUAUUCAUUUCCCUUCUUAACCCUUUUGUGUUCUUCUUCCUUGCUAGCUAGCAUUAACAUUUAACUCUUCUUCUACGCGUACGUACCUUAGGUUCCCUGGUUGCCAUGGAUGGCAACGGAUAUCUAUUUUGCAGGCUUAAAAUGGCAUCGUCUUCUCUCAUCAUUAUUCCUCCUUGCUCUGCUCUUCUCUCCCUAGCCAUUCAAUUUUUCAACCCUACUCUCAUAACGUUCUUAGGCUAGCUUCCUGGUGGUCCACUAAAAUCCUUUCUUUCCAUUCCAUGGGCUCUGUCUAUACCUGGCCCAAUCUAUGGACCAGUGGUACAAGAAGGACAUAAGCAAGUGAGCUGAAUCAUAAGCCCGUGACUUGGGCUUUCGCAUGUCAUAGCCCACGCCUUGUUGAGCGUAAAGCCCAAGCCCAACGAAGCUUGCUUCGUUUGGUCACCUAGCCAGGAAUCAGGAUUCAACCAUGUGUUCGGCCGCUCCCUCCCGAAGUCUCUGCUCAACACCAUAUUCUGGAGAAUUGCGUUUCUCUGCUCAACACCAUAGAAAGAAAAUCAAACCUGCUCCAUUCUUCCUUCCAUCAACCGCUUCUUCUUUCUUCUCCUGUGACAACAAAAAAAGCUCCCUCCUUUUUGUUCGAUGCUCUGCGUAGUUUCAACAGCCUCGCACAGACAGGCAUUCUCUACCCAGUACCUGGAUUAACCCAUAAAACAUGGCGGCUUCCUUGCUUUGCCGCAGAAAGAUUGCAGCUUUCUCAAUUUCUCGCGUCUUAAAUGCAUACAAUGUGAAGUUGGACGGGCUUCACGUGGAAUUGGCCUAUGGAGGUUCAGCUGGUGUAUGCAAUAGAAACUACAGCAGCAGACGUGCAGCAAAGAUUGAUUUCACGGACCUGACUUCUCCUCACACAUGGUACCCAAAGGCCAGGAGAAAGAUCCGCAAGGUUUUCCUGCACGUUGGCCCGACUAACAGUGGUAAAACCUACCAUGCUUUGAAAAGUCUUCAAUCCAGUCCUUCCGGAAUAUAUUGUGGUCCUUUGAGAUUGUUGGCAUGGGAGGUGGCAAACAGAUUGAACAAGGCAAAUGUUCCAUGUGACCUUAUAACUGGACAAGAGGUGGAGACUGUUGAUGGUGCAAAACACAAGGCCGUUACAGUCGAAAUGGUUGAUGUGAAUUCGGAUUACUCUUGUGCUGUCAUUGAUGAAAUCCAGAUGUUGGGAUGUAAGACAAGGGGCUUCUCAUUUACUCGAGCCCUUCUUGGAAUUUCUGCUGAUGAACUUCACCUUUGUGGAGAUCCUGCUGCCGUUCCGCUUAUUGAGGAAAUACUUAAGGUCACUGGUGAUGAUGUCAAGAUUGAAACUUAUGAGAGACUUUUACCUUUAGUUCCCUUGAAGAAACCUCUUGGAUCAUUUGACAACAUACAAACUGGUGAUUGCAUUGUGACAUUUUCGAGGAAGCAAAUCUACAAAUUGAAGAAAAAAAUUGAAACUGGAGCCAAUCAUCUCUGUUCUGUUGUAUAUGGCUCGUUGCCACCAGAGACUCGAACGAGACAGGCAACAAUGUUCAAUGAUGCAACCAGUGAAUUUGAUGUCCUUGUGGCGAGUGAUGCAAUUGGGAUGGGACUGAAUUUGAACAUCUCUAGGAUUAUCUUUUCAACGAUGCAAAAGUUUGAUGGUGUUGAGAUGCGGGAUCUAACUGUAUCAGAGAUCAAACAAAUUGCAGGAAGAGCUGGCAGGUAUGGAUCAAAAUUCCCUGUCGGAGAAGUGACUUGUCUUGAUGGAGCUGAUCUACCCUUGCUUCAUUCAUCACUCAAAUCUCCAUCCCCUCCCCUGGAGCGUGCUGGAUUAUUCCCUUCAUUUGAUCUCAUGUACAUGCAUUCUCGUUUGCAUCCUGAACUUGACCUUUACCAGAUAUUAGAACAUUUCACGAAAAACGCCAAGCUAUCGGAUAAAUAUUUCAUCGCAGAUUGCGAAGAACUAUUGAAAGCCGCUGUUGUUCUGGAUACAUUGCCCCUUUCGUUACAUGAUAAGUACCUGUUCUGCAUCAGCCCUGUCGACAUGAACGAUGAAAUCUCGUCUCAAGGUCUUACACAGUUCGCCUCAAAUUAUUCAAAAAAAGGCCUCGUCCGACUUAAAGAGAUCUUUACUCCCGGAUCACUUAUGGUGCCGAAAACACCAGCAGCGCUACAAGAACUUGAAUCCAUCCACAAGGUGUUGGAUCUCUAUGUCUGGUUGAGUUUUCGGUUAGCGGAUUCGUUCCCAGAUCGCACACUGGCAGCUUCACAGAAAGCCAUUUGCAGCAUGUUGAUUGAGGAGUUCCUAGAAAGAUUUGGGUGGCAAGCACCGGCAGCAAAGAAGUUGCCAGCAACGACUACCUUAAGAUCUCUUUUCCAGAAGAAGACAUAUUUGAAAUGAUAAUUACACUUUGACGAAACAUGUACAAACUUUCUUCUUUUUACACGAUAAAACUGAGCAGUUUUG
Messenger RNA from Linum trigynum, 9003 nucleotides. Lineage: Eukaryota; Viridiplantae; Streptophyta; Magnoliopsida; Malpighiales; Linaceae. The record is from the annotation of a GenBank genome assembly.